Molecule: messenger RNA, 3460 nt
Organism: Esox lucius (northern pike)
Lineage: Eukaryota; Metazoa; Chordata; Actinopteri; Esociformes; Esocidae
Gene: plcd4b
Product: phospholipase C, delta 4b
Exons: 16
Coding region: 328-2604 (758 amino acids)
Biological process (GO): lipid metabolic process; intracellular signal transduction
Molecular function (GO): phosphatidylinositol-4,5-bisphosphate phospholipase C activity; calcium ion binding
Source: RefSeq, a predicted model, not a curated record
GGCUGACAUUGAGCCAGCUUUCCCCUGGACACUCCCCAUCUCCGGAGCACUGUGCUGGUCUUGUGGUCUCAAGACACUCCCUUAGUGUCCACAGUUCUGGAGCGUUCUACACGACCCAUACUCUCUGGAGGCCUUCCAGGGGGCUGGCUAUAUUUGGGCACUCCCUAAUUCUGUUCUGGUCUGGAGUCUUUUACUGGACUGGCUCUUAUUAAAUAUCUCCAAUCUAUUCCAGAGCUCUUCACAGCAGUGGCAGCCACUGCCAAGGCGAAGACCAUAGGGAGUGGUCAUACAUUUGGAAAUCCUCAAGGGCACGUUUGAAAGCCAGCUAUGGAUUCUCCCUACAGCUUGCUUGCCCAAGAUGAUGAAGACAUCCAGGUUAUGAAGGCUGGGGCCAUGUUGAGGAAGGUGAAGUCUCGAUCUUGGAAGAAGCAGCGCCAUUUCCGGCUACAGGAUGACGGCCAGACAAUCUGGUACAAGUCCAGAUGGGCAGGGACAGGCCACUCAACCUUCUCUGUGGGCGAUAUUGAGGCGGUGCGUGAGGGCCACCAGUCGGAGGUUCUGCAGAGCAUCGCUGAAGAGUUCCCCGCUGACCUCUGUUUCACCCUGGUGUUCCGUGGACGCCGCGGCAACCUGGACCUGGUGGCGGAGUCGGCGUCCGAUGCGCAGGCCUGGAUCCGGGGCAUUCGCAAGCUGGUCCAGAACACUGAGAGCAUGGAUGCCAAGGAGAGGCUUGACCAGUGGAUCUGGGACUGGUUUCAAAAGGCGGACAAAAAUAAGGAUGGACGGAUGAACUUCAAGGAGGUGCGCUCACUGCUGAAGAUGAUGAACGUGGACAUGAAUGAGGAGUACGCUCUUCGCCUCUUCACGCGGGCAGAUAAGUCAGAGUCAGGUUGCCUGGAAAUUGAGGAAUUUGUCCAGUUCUACAAGAUGCUGACUCAGAGAGAGGACGUGUGGAAUGUGUUCCAGAACUACUCCCGGGACGGACAGAUGUUAACCCUCGCUGAGCUGGAGGAAUUCCUGAGGCAGGAGCAGCAGAAGGGGGAGGAAAGUCAGGACCACGCGCAUGAGCUGAUUGUCCGCUUUGAACCCUCUGAGACCGCCAAGAAACAGGGGGCCAUGUCUAUAGAUGGCUUCCAGAUAUACCUGGUCUCCUCGGAGGGAGACAUCUUUGAUCCCCAACGGCUGGAACUGCAUCAAGACAUGAGCCAGCCCCUCAGCCACUAUUUCAUAUGCUCCUCCCACAACACCUACCUCAUGGAGGACCAGCUAAGAGGACAGAGCAGCCAGGAGGCUUACAUCAGGGCUCUGAAGCGGGGCUGUCGUUGUGUCGAGGUGGACUGUUGGGACGGGCCGAACGGAGAACCUGUUGUUUAUCACGGACACACCUUCACCUCCAAGAUCCUCUUCAGGGAUGUCAUCACCACGCUGGGGGAGUACGCCUUCAAGGUGUCUGAGUUCCCUGUCGUCCUUUCCCUGGAGAACCACUGCAGCGUGGAGCAGCAGAGGGUCAUGGCCCAGCUCAUGGACACCAUCCUGGGGGACACACUGCUCAGGGCCCCCCUGAACGGACUUGUUCCCCAAGUGCUGCCCUCUCCCCUGGAUUUGAAGGGCAAAAUCCUGCUGAAAGCCAAGAAGAUUGGCGGCCUAGAAGAAAGUGAUACACUAAACGAUGAGGUCACUGAUGAGGUCACUGAUGAGGUCAGUGAUGAGGAUGAGCCUAAGAGCCCAUCAGCAGAAACCCUGUCUGCAGAGGACCUUGGUCUCGGUGAUAAGAAAUCUAAGCUAUCCAGGGAACUCUCUGAUCUGGUGGUGUACUGCAAGAGUGUCCAUUUCUACGGCUUUGAAUACUCUUGCCAGCACUCGAAGUGCUACGAGAUGUCCUCUUUCUCGGAGUCUAAGGCCAGGAAACUCGCAAAGGAAAAAGGGAUGGAGUUUGUGCAACACAACAGCAGACACCUGAGCAGGGUCUACCCCAGUGGCAUGAGAACGGACUCCUCCAACUACAACCCGCAGGAGCUGUGGAACGUGGGCUGCCAAAUGGUGGCUCUUAAUGUCCAGACGGCUGGUCUGGAGAUGGAUCUGAACGAUGGGCUUUUCCAUCAGAAUGGCUGCUGUGGCUACGUCCUCAAACCAGACUUCAUGAGGAAUGAUUCCUCUUUUGACCCAGAGAGACCCGAGGAGCGAGAAGGCUACAAACCACUCCGCUUGUCUAUUCAGGUUAUCAGUGGGCAGCAGCUACCAAAGCUGAACCAGAAGGAGGGCUCCAUCGUUGACCCUCUGGUUAGAGUGGAGAUCUAUGGAGUAUCAAAGGACCAAGCUAAGCAAGAGACUAGUUACAUUCAUAACAAUGGCUUUAACCCUCUGUGGAAUGAAACUCUCAAUUUUAUCAUCCAUGUCCCUGAGUUGGCCCUGGUGCGUUUCGUGGUGGAGGACUAUGACAAGGCCUCCAGGAAUGACUUUGUGGGACAAUUCACUGUUCCCUUCACUUGCAUUCAGCCAGGGUAUCGCCACAUCCAUCUCCUGUCCAAAGAUGGGACUGCACUCCCUCUCUCUUCUCUGUUUGUUAACAUCAAGAUCUCUGAGCUAACAACAGAAACUGAGUAACAUGCUACAACCCCAAAAACAUGGAAGGGCUUUAAAGAUUGCUGUCACAUUCAACCCAAAUGUUUCAUGCAUUGAAAACUUCAUCAGUAGGAUUGCUUGAGAGCAUUUCUGCUUAAAUUACCAAGCGAACAUCUGUUGACCUAACGCUGAUGAAAGAUGAAAAAACCCUUUCAUCCCAUCUUAGACAGCAUAACCUGGGAAUUUUGGCGGCAAGAUUCAAUUUCCCAAAGAAAUUGAAUCUUUUAAAACACUACAUAUUUAGUUUUUACUUGAAUACAUUUAAUAAGAUGUUAUGCUGUGUUUCAGGCCCAUGCAGAUAAUAGAAAAAAUUGAGCUUAGCUUCUGUGACAUGGCAUGUUUAAUAGCUCCUGGCUAAUCAAGCUGAAGCAAUGCCUAAAACUGUAGGGCUCCUACAAAAAAAAAGGUAUUCCCUUUACAUUUAUCCACAUUUCAUUAACGUUCAAGUAUUCAACAUUUGCAUUGUGUGCUAGUAGGGUGAGAUAUCGAUGGUUGAUAAAUUAAAGGAAACACCUGAAUAAAUGAAUAAAUACAUUGAGAAUUAUGUUCCAUCCUUCCACAAGAGGUCCGGAAAUUCUUAGAAUCUAGGCCAAGGCACAUUGUAGCUGUUCUCGUGGCUCAUGGUGGCCCAACACCUUAUUGAGACACAGUUUUUUCCUUUAAUUUGUCACCAGUCUGUAACUACAUAAAUAAUGAGUCCACCGCUUCCAUAGACAUUUUAUACAGUUCCUCAGUGUGACAUGAAGAUAUAUCAAUAUCUCAGGUUUUAUGAUGUAAACGUAUUAUACUGUUAUGUGAAUGCAUAAAGCUGUGUAAAUAAAGAGAGAAAUAAGACUUC